UCUGUUUAUACCAUGAUUCUAUGGACUCUAUUCAUUCGUAUCUCAUAGUUUACAUCUUAUAAUUGAGCAUCAUAGUUCAUGCUUAACUUGUAUGCGCGUUUUUUUGUUAAAUAUUAACUAACGAAGAACGACAGCGAGGAAUAGAAUUAAGAAAAUUUUGUUUGAACGAAAGAAGCUAAUGAAAUUAACCAUCCAUAUUAAGAAUAUUUAAUUGAAUUAAAAUAAAAGCGUAAAUUCAUAGAUGAUGAAUAACGGAGAAUUAAUGGCGGAAUCCUUGUGUAAGGAGUCCAAAAUACCAAACAAUAAUGUGAAUGCCGUAACUGACCAAGAACGUGAAUUGGCUCGGGAGGCACAAGUUGAAUAUUUAAAAGCUGACUUUUCUACUUGCUCCAACUUGCUUGGAAAACUCGAACUUCUGAGACCCCAAGAUUUAAAAAUAACACACAACAAAAUCAUUGUUGACUACUACAAGAGCAAUGAUUAUAGGAGAACAGAGAUUUUGAAAAAAAGUUUAAAAGCAAUAGCUUUGGCAACAGUAACAAUUGUAUCGCAGACACAAGAAGCCGACGAUAUUGAGAAGAGUGUCUUAAGGUAUAAUCAAGCAGUGAUCCUUUAUCACUCAAGACAAUAUCUGGCUGCUUUGGAAAUUAUAAAUAGUUUAUUUGCAUUAAUUGAACCAAUGGAGGAAAGUUUUGUUCAUAAAAUUUGUCUCCUACUCAUUGAACUGCAUUUGAUAUUAGAAAAGCCAGACACUGCUUUAACAUUAGUGAAUUAUAUAGAAGGUCAGUUCACAUCAACUGCUGAGUCUUCAAAAUCUGCAUUAGGUGAACAAAAUCAAAAUCAAAAACAUGAUGGUAUAAUCAAAUCUAGUGCGAGAACAACUGCGAUAGAAAAAGAGCCAAAAAAAGAUAGUAUUGAUGUAGCUACAGAUGCUUUCAGAAUAAAACUUCUAAAGUAUAAAUUAAGAAUUUAUCUUAGAACUCUUCAAUUGAAACUUUGUAAAAGAGAAUGGAAAACAUUGGUAUCUUUAGGAAUGCCUACUAACCUUUCAACAAUUUUUUUAAAAGCAAAUCUUGAAUAUUUAAGAAAAAAUUUUAAAAAAGCUUUAAAACUUCUUAAUACUAUCAAUAAAGAAACAUGUCCAGAUUUCAAAACAUGCGGAGAGUGCAUUGCUGUCUUGUAUUAUAAUAACAUUGCGAGCCUUCAUUUUGCACUAGGAAAACCAAAUCUAGCAUGUUUUUAUUUAAAAUCUGCAUUGGAAGAAAAUAAAAAAGUUGUUGAUAGCAUUAGAACAGAAAGUACUAACAAUUUAAUAGCUGAUUUAUCACGAUCACCACCACCGCUACAUGCUCUUGAAAAAAAUAAACAUUACGAAUUAAUGUAUAGUUUAGGUGUCAGUUUUCUCUACACAGGGCAAGCAACAAAGGCUUUUGAUUAUUUUAUCGAAGCUGCACAACAAUUACAUAAUAAUCCAAGACUUUGGUUAAGAAUGGCAGAGUGUUGUAUAAUUUGUCAUAAACCCUCGAACAAAGUUGAUUUUGAUAUUUGUGGAAGGCGUAAAGAUAUAGUAGAAAAGAUUAUAGGAGAAAACAAUGGUAGUAGUAUUAGCAAAAAAUUUAUCUUGGCAGCUACUCUAUCGAAAAAUUGUAAAUAUAAUUCUGAAGGGAUAUCAUAUGCAAUUCCUCAACCAACAUUAGAGUAUGGAAUGCUGUGCCUUAAAAAUGCUUUUUUUUUAUUACCAACGACAAAUUGUGAAGAAAUGAACUUACCUAUAAAUAAUUUACCAACUGAAGAAGGAGUAAAGAAAACAAUAAUUGGACAUCAACAACAAACAAGUUUACUUGGGUCACUUACCCCUUCGAGUCACAAAUUAGGAAAUAAUACUAAUGCAACUGGACAUGUUAACUCAACUCAAAACUCAACUCGAACAAUACCAUCACAGUCAACUAUUGUUGAAAAUUUAAAUUUAAAAAUAAGUAUUUUAACUGCCAGUGCUUAUAUAUCAUUGUGCUUGGGUGAUUAUUUAUUAGCAUUAGAAUAUGCUAAAUCUCUACUUAGUAUCAAAAAAUUACCAGGAGCACAUUUAUUACUUGGCAAUCUAUAUGCAGCUGAGAGUCUUAUUUUUUUAGAUAGAAUUUACGAAGCCUUAGAACAUUUAAAACCUGAAAAUCUUCAAGAUAUUAAUACUUAUAUACCCAUAGGAGAGGUCGUUGGUGAUAAAGAAAAAAUAAUUGAAGAAAUCAUUGAACAAAAACCAAGUAGAAUAUCAUGGUACCCACUAAAUAUAGCUACUGCAAAAUCAAUUCUUCGAUAUAAUUUAGCAGUUGCUUAUGCUAUUCGUGGCGAACUUGAUAAAUCUGGAGAAAUAUUAAAACAGGUUUGGACAUCUAAAGGCCCUGACUGUGAUGUACCAAUACAUAUUAUCAUGUUGGCUCUUUAUAUAGAAUUGCAAUUAGGUCAUGUUGAUAUUGCACGUUCUUUAAUAAAACAACAUUACUAUCCAGUACAGCAAUAAUAACAUUGGAUAAAAUUAUUUAUU
Messenger RNA from Ceratosolen solmsi marchali, 2539 nucleotides. It is a transcript of the gene Not10, whose product is annotated as CCR4-NOT transcription complex subunit 10. Gene Ontology annotation, cellular component: CCR4-NOT complex. The record is from RefSeq and is a predicted model, not a curated record. Gene Ontology annotation, biological process: mRNA catabolic process; negative regulation of translation. NCBI's taxonomy places the organism in Eukaryota, Metazoa, Arthropoda, Insecta, Hymenoptera, Agaonidae. Bases 242 to 2515 code for a protein of 757 amino acids. The transcript has 10 exons. Gene Ontology annotation, molecular function: protein binding.